Molecule: messenger RNA, 1161 nt
Organism: Brassica oleracea var. oleracea
Lineage: Eukaryota; Viridiplantae; Streptophyta; Magnoliopsida; Brassicales; Brassicaceae
Exons: 8
Coding region: 188-982 (264 amino acids)
Source: RefSeq, a predicted model, not a curated record
UCAGAAGUUGUUUGUUUGGGUUUAUUCUUUGCUUAUUCAUUAUGUAGAUUUUAUUGGAGAUUAUAUGAACUUAAUUAAUUAAGAAGAGUUCCUUUUCAUCUGCUUCGUUCUUUUUCCUGGUGAAGUGGAAUUGUUAGAAUUGACUCUCUCUCUCUCUCUUGCGGAAUCUUUGUUAGAGUUCAAACCUAUGGGUGAUGGUACUCCCAGGAAAUUAAAUAUCUUAACUGAUCACUUUACUGUACCUACUCCCACCACCGAAGCUGCUCAAGAGGACUCUCCUUCUUCUCCAUCAUCUUCUCACCCCAAAGAAGAUAUUAACAUUUCUUCAAGGUCUCAUAGUCAAAGCCAGUCCAGUACUCGCAGGAAACUGAAAAGAGCAGCACAUAUGCUGAAUCUCUUCUCUCUUCGCCGGCUGCCUUGGGUUUCUGAUGGUCAAGAAAAGGUAGAGCUAUCAGCAGUAGAGUUAGAGUCACUUAGAUCAGAACUAUCUGAGUUAGAAGAAAGAGAAUCUUACCUCAAAGCACAGUUGGAACAUGUGGAUGAAGUCUUGCGCUCUGCUCGUUUAUCUGGCUAUCUCUUUAUCCGAAGUCGGUGGGAAGCUCUACCCGGUGAACCACCUCCGCUAGACGAUGCAGAAGUAGAUGACUGGCUUCCUCGAUUCGUCGUCCUUCAAGGACCUUGUCUCUUCUUCUACUUAUUAUCUACUGAUUUGAGCCCUCAAGAUUCGACAUUGCUAGCGGAUAUCGUUGAAGUUGGUUCGUUGCCAAGCUACACUAGAGAGUUCGAUGAAACCCAUCAUUGCUUUUAUAUCUUAACCCGUCAAGGUCUAAGGUUCGAGUGCUCAAGCACUUCUAAAACACAGGUCAGGUGGAUUCGUGGUUGUCGGUAUUGCGACAUGAUUGUAGGUUUGUGCCAGAAGAAAGGUUACCAGAUGGAUCAAGCGAAACUGCUGGAGUGGAUUGAAGAUUGUUUCACACUUUAGCUGCUCUGUGAUAGUUUUCAUUUUUUUCUAAUGUAUAUAAUAUGCUUUUUCUUAAGAUGUAGUUAGAAUUCACGUCAUUGAAAAAUUCUUUUACUCAACUGGUGAUUAUAAACAUCAUAACUUAUGUGGCUUUGUUGUGGAGUUACUGAUUUGGGCAGAAUAAGAACUUUGAGGAGGAC